This is a messenger RNA of Xiphias gladius (swordfish), 6010 nucleotides long. RefSeq names its product netrin 2 (gene ntn2). NCBI's taxonomy places the organism in Eukaryota, Metazoa, Chordata, Actinopteri, Istiophoriformes, Xiphiidae. Bases 530 to 2434 code for a protein of 634 amino acids. The record is from RefSeq and is a predicted model, not a curated record. The transcript has 7 exons. Gene Ontology annotation, molecular function: protein binding.
GCUUUACAACCUAUGGAUGUACUGGACGACUUUCAGUUGGUUGGAGCUUCGGGCGCGGACGGGUGCAGUGGCUCACCUCCUCUCGCUGUCUCCGCUCUCUUGACUUUGUGGCAGGCAUUUUUCGUGUCUUUGAAUAUUUUAACGAGGCGAAUGUGAGCAAGACGAGACACUUUUGCGUCUGGAUGGGACGAUUUCUGACGGAAGACAACCUAAAGGCUAAUCGGUGUGGAUCUCAGUCAGGGGACGUCUUUUAAAAUUCGGAGCGACAGGCACGACUUGACACUGGGGAAGGACUGUGGUCAGUCUGAAGUAAAGGGUUACUUAACUCAGACACUCUCCUUCCAUUGACUCACAAUUAUACAUAUACAUUACACAUAGUGGAAAGUCACACAAACAGACAGAUCCACAUGACACUUACUCACUCACAUUUACACACAUAGACUGUUGGCUACACACACAUAAACACACAGAAAGACUCAACCCGUGCCCAAACACAGACGCACAUUCACAGAUAGGCCCUCUGAGCAGGAUGAGGGGACCCUGGAGGUGCUUGCUUGGCCUGUGCCUCCUGGCAUGCUCAGUCUCCACCCACAGUGCCACCAAUCCCUUCGCAGGGCAGCAGACCCCUCCAGACCCUUGCUAUGACGACACAGGUGCAGCCCGCCGCUGUAUCCCUGAGUUUAUAAACGCUGCCUUCGGUAAAGAGGUGAUGGUGUCCAGCGUCUGUGGCCGUCCUCCAUCCCGUUCCUGUAGUGUGUUGGAGCGGGGCGAUGAUCGACCUUCUGUGCGCUUGUGUCAAAUCUGUGAUGCAGCUGACCCUCGCCGUGCCCACCCUGCUUCCUACCUCACCGACCUCAACUCAGCCCACAACCUCACCUGCUGGCAGUCGGAGAAUCUUAACACCUCUCCAUACAAUGUGACUCUAACCCUCUCAUUGGGUAAAAAGUUUGAGAUCACCUAUGUCAGCCUGCAGUUCUGUUCACCACGACCUGAGUCCCUGGCCAUAUACAAGAGCAUGGACUAUGGCAAAACCUGGAUGCCCUACCAGUUCUACUCCUCACAGUGCCGGCGUAUGUACAAUCGGCCCAACAAAGCCAGCAUUACCAAGCAGAACGAGCAGGAGGCUCUAUGCACAGAUGGCCACACUGACCUCUACCCGCUUUCUGGAGGACUCAUUGCUUUCAGCACUCUGGAUGGACGGCCCUCUGCUAAAGACUUUGACAACAGCCCAGUCCUUCAGGACUGGGUGACUGUCACUGAUAUCCGUGUGGUCUUCAACCGGCCCCAGCUACCCCGGGAGUUGGGAAUAGGGACCGGAGGCAACAGUGGAGGGAGGGACGAUGACCCCGUGGCAGUGACAUCAACAAUGCCAACUUAUUUCUAUGCAGUGGGAGACUUCCAGGUGGGCGGGAGGUGUAAAUGUAAUGGACAUGCUUCACGCUGUCUGAAAGACAAGGAAAGCAAACUGGUGUGUGACUGCAAACACAACACAGAGGGACCUGAAUGUGACCGCUGCAAGCCCUUUCACUAUGACCGACCAUGGCAGAGGGCCAAUGCCCGCGAGGCCAACGAGUGUCUGCCGUGUAACUGUAACCUUCACGCCCGUCGCUGUCGAUUCAACAUGGAGUUGUACAAGCUGUCAGGGAGGAAGAGCGGUGGGGUCUGCAUGAACUGCCGCCACAACACUGCAGGACGCCACUGCCACUACUGUAAGGAGGGCUUUUACAGAGACAUGGCCAGACCAAUCACUCACCGACGAGCCUGCAAAGCCUGUGACUGCCACCCUGUGGGCGCAGCAGGCAAGACGUGCAACCAGACCACAGGCCAGUGCCCCUGCAAGGAUGGUGUCACCGGCAUCACCUGCAACCGCUGCGCCAAGGGCUACCAGCAGAGCCGCUCACCCGUGGCCCCAUGCAUCAAAAUCCCAGUGGUCAACCCCACAGCUGUGGUGAGCAGCACAGAGGAACCAGCAGAUUGUGAGUCCUAUUGUAAACCAGUGAAGGGCAACCUGAAGAUCAACAUGAAGAAAUAUUGCAAGAAAGAUUAUGCGGUCCAAGUGAACGUACUGGACAUGGAGACGGUGGGGGACUGGGCCAAGUUCUCAGUUAGUGUGGUGUCCGUGUACAAGAGCCGCGGUGAGCCUUUGAAGCGAGGCGACAACAUCCUGUGGGUACACAUGAAGGACCUAGCCUGCAAAUGUCCCAAGAUCCAGAUGAGCAAACGAUUCUUGGUGAUGGGCGGCAGUGAUGGUGGAAUGGGCCCAGGGGCAGGUCCAGGGGUCGGGCCUGGGGGUGGAGCCACCAGUCCAGGGGCAGAGCGUGUGGGCCUGAUGGCUGAUAAGAACAGCCUGGUGAUCCAGUGGAGGGACGUUUGGACGAGACGUCUAAGGAAGUUCCAGCGCAAAGAGAAGAAGGGGAAGUGCAGCAAAGCGUGAUGGAAAAGCAGCAUCCAUCCCUACCUCUCCCCCCAUCACCCACCUUCAUGAACCCUGACCCAGUGAUCUCCCUCCCCUUGCCCUGAAUACUCCCCCAUCACAGGGACACUGCACAUUACAAAGACUGCAUGUACCCUCCCUGUUUUAAGGACCACAUUUUGUGUAUAUUGUAUAAUUAUUUUCCUUUUUUUUUCGAGUUUUGUCUUUGUUAUGUCACUUGUCUUUUUGUCCAUUGGUUUGCCUUAAAAAGGGACCAUUAAAAAGGGUAUGAAGUGUAGACAAAAGCAGAUGCCAUUCCCUCCUUCCACGACGACAGCGGAAAUGUCCACUUGUCCCCGAACUACGAUCCCCUGACUCCAAGUCUCCUCCUCCUAUCAAGACUGACUGUCUCCUGCCACUUUGUUUCAGUACUCACAUAUAAGACUACCAGUGCUCACACUUCACACACUUCUCUCAGAGACUGACUAAUAUCAGCAACAAGACAAGCUGCACACCCUCAGCUUGGCUGCCUCAUGUUUCAUUGUUGAAACAAACUCAACUUGGAUCAACACAAGCUGGUGCACCUGACAACCUUUCAACAUUAGCUGUUAUAAUGUUCAUAAAAAAUGGGCCUGCUCCAGGUCCUUGCAGUAACUUCUAUGGACAGUAACUAAAAAAAAACUCUUGUCCCGUGAAGAACCAAGGGCUCCCUUUGCAGGGACAUCUUCCACAGUAAACCUCAGUCUCACCAUCAUUGCUGCUGCCACCAGACAGCCCUCACAGAAUAACGGCUCAUGUAGGUUCUUAUAUCAAGUAUUUGAUGCCACUGCUCAUAGUAGAGUUUAUAUUCUUCAUGUGGCUAUUUGUUAUCUCAUCCAUCCAUAUCCCAGCCAUAUUCCUAUUUGAAUUAUAUCCUAUUGUUUUAUUUUAUGCACAACAAAGCCUGUUGGCAUGUGUGAGUCAAAUUCCAGGCCUCUAGAACUGUGCGUCUAGUCCCUCUCAUGAGUGGUUUGUAAAGUCAUGCAUCACCAUCAUGACUCAUUAAUUGUCACUUUUUCUGGAUGAAAGAUUAAGCAGUGUGGACAAAUGGCUGGAAUUUCAGCAAAAUACCAAUAUUUCCAAGGAGACUUUUUGCUUUAUGGGUAAUGUCUUCUGUUGGGUAGUGGCCUUCCAGAUGUGUCUGUGUGGCCACUGUCAUUUCUUUGUCUUUAAAUGUCUGAACAUUUUUUCUGAUGUGUCUAGUGACUGGCAGGCUUGUGUUUGCCAAAAUAAGAGAUUGAAAUGAGAGUUCCUUUUCAUGCAGUAAAAAGAAAACAAAGUCAGAUAAACAACAUAGUCGUGUUUUCCUCUAGAAUAUUUUGACAAAAUGAAUGAGGCUGGAAAGUUUUUAGUGCUCACUGAUUGUAUUAUGACAUGAGAGGAUCAUAUUUCAUUUCUCAUGUGCUUUGUUAUGUUUGCAUGUUUGUGGUUUUUGCUGGUCCAUCAAAACUUUAUACUUAGCAGAGCAAGAACUAAACCAAUAUGAGCAUCAACAUCCAAAGGAAAACUUCCCAAGUCAUCUUCCUCAGCGUGCUUACCCGAAUGCAGUCCCUGUCAUUCUUUGCCAAAUAAGCACAGUCAGUUUUUAAAUUCAAUUAAGAGACUUUGAAAUUCGGGACCAACAAAAACCACAAAGAGACCCGGUUGCUCUCAAGCUUUUUAUCUGCCUGUAAAGCACAUUACAAUUUAUUUAAAUAGCAUACAAGAUAAACACACAGUUUUGAGGGGCACAUCAAGCUAGUGUAGGAGCGAGUGUGCCGGCAGGCAUGUCAUGCUAGCUAGUGGUUACGCUCCUUUGGCUGCGGCGGUACGUUUGGCUUGUCAUUCGUCCAAAAGUGUCUCUCCCCUGCUCUCUUCUCUGUGACAGCCACCAACCUCCCCAAACUCCCCUUUUAACCCAUUUUGCAUGUUUUGUAUUCAAUGUCUUAGAUAAGUGACAGCUCAAAACGAGGCUGCCAAAACUCCUCAGUGGUGUACUGUACUGCACUGUAGUUCUUGUUUUCACGUCUUAAGAGAAUGUAUGUCAAACUGUGAAGAACACACUCACACAAGUGUAUGGUCUGAUUGUAAGUGUUUAUAAAAUAAUGUCACCAAGCCUAAGAAUGUGGACACCAUGACAGUUGAUGCUAUUAUAAACUAUGAAAAGGAUUAGAGUUUGUUCAAAUGAUCGUGGAACUUCAUCCUUAUCUGUCUCGCUUAUGAUGACAUUUUAAUAAUCCAAUCCAAAAACAACCCAUAACCAAAAUGACUUACCACACACCAUGAUUUCUGGUGUGUGACAAAAAAGCAAAGAAGGACAAAACAAGUUUUGACAGCUCUAUGCCCAGGGCACAAUUCCCACAGAUGGAAUUUCACAAAAAUGCAGAACCAAACAGUCAAUUAUUUGUGUGCUGGUUGUCCGCCGUGGCCAGUCAGACAGGUGGUGUCAGUAGCACCAGUCUCCUCGCCCUGGUAUGUGAGUACGGCAUGACACAUUAUGAUGAAUGGUCAAAUUACGUGUCCGUGAGGCCUCUCUAGCGCCCAACAAACUCAUGGAAGAACUAUAGUGUCCUUGAAUCUGGACUUCCGGUCUUCCUUGGCUUUCUGUUUUCCUUCUCUUAAGUGCCCACCCUGAAUAUUGAAAUAAAGAUAACAAGUAAGAGUGAGCCAGAUGUUUUUUUGGGGGUCGAAGCCUAGUCUUGUGAGAGCUAUUUAGUGAGCCUCAUAGGGAGAGCUGUCCUGUUGUUUUACGUUAACAAGCCCAAGUUUGGCAGUGGAACUGAGGCCAUAACUGCUUUGCUUUGCACCCCCCACCCCCGCGCAGCAUUUAUAGCAUUCACAGGUGUGGGUGUGAGUGUGUGUCUAAUUAACCUACCCAAGUAAACAAGUGAUAUGCACAUGAACUGAAAGUGCAGUCAUCUGAAGGGUAGAGUUUUUGGGGGAUAGCCAAUGAUAAGGAAUUAUAGUUUUCCUGGUCUGAUUUCCAUUUUUUUCUGUUUCACUUUCAUCUACACCUUUGCCUUGUUUAAUAAGUCUUGACACAUUUUUAAUUUUGUAAAUAUGUACUGAACUGCCUCUGCCAUUUAUGUUGUCUUUUUGUAAAGCGUAAUUUGGCCUGGGAUGGCUCUCGUGUAUGGAUGUACAAACCAUAUGAUGUUAUAUGGAUGUAGAAACCAGAAACAUAUGCUUUUGUGAUCACGACCAGAAGAUGUGGUUCAGAUAUUACACAGAAUGUAUUCCUUUUGGUUUCAUGUUGUUUCCAGACAACAGCCGCAAAAUUGUAAAUGACUUAAGGAGAAUUGAGUAAAAAAAUGUGGCACGGGCUGAUCGGACCCUCUGCUUUUCCCAUAGAGGUACAGAAAGGAAUUGACACAACAACCCACCACUUUCUGUUACAUUAACGCCCUGGGAAUAAUGGUUCUCUCACACAAAAACUGUCCAACUACCUUUUUUUGGGAACAACGGGAUUCGUCCCUUAGUUCAGCCCUGCUCUUCAUUUCUGUUAUAUCAGAGUUUUCCUUGUACAUUUUCCUCUGAGGCAAUGAACCACUGACUUUUUAAUCUAAAUGAUAAAAAAUA